CAGCUUUAAGUUUCACUUUUGAUUAUAGAGCUCAGUCGGUAGGAGCUGUAUUCACAGUCUGUGCUCUCAGUUCGUCUCUGCUCUGACAUUACGAUAUUUUAACUGGAAAAUAAAGCAGUAAGAAAAUAGAGAAGAGGUCAUGGCUGACAUGUACAAUAAUCGGGCGAUAAAUGACAAGAUGGACGGUGGUCUGGAGGCGGACCGUCUAUUGGAGGAGGCCAAGAGAGAGCUAAAGACAUGGAAGACAAAAGUAGAGAAAGCUGAUGAUGUGAAAUCCAGGCUCAUUGUACAAAAACUGGAAGAAGAUGAAACCAAGGAGAAGGCCAAGCAGGAGAUGUUGGCUUUGUUCGGAGAGCACGACAAGCGUCGCAAGGAAUUCAUUCAGAGCCAAAGCGCAGUACAGGAUGAAAUCUCCAAGUUUUCUAAGCGUAAACAGGAUUUGCUGGACAAACUGAGGACAUGUCAGGCUGAGUUGGAGGCCAAGAGGGCUGAGUCAACCAAACUGAAGCAGAAAUUCAAGAUCUAUGCCCAGAUUCCAGACACAGAGGUGAGGUUCACCACUGAGGACAAAGAGGAGAGUCAUAACAACAGUCAGCCAAUCAGAGGAGUGUUUACCAUCAGCCAGAGAGCCUCUGUGCUUCUGCAGGGAGGACAGGCACUGAUCACGUUUGAGGAGGAAAAAGUGGCCUCUCAGAUCCUGAAGAUUGCCAAGUGCUUGGUGUCCUGUGAGAACAUGAGUUUGGAUGUGAAACCAAAAAGAAUAACCAUGGAUCCUACUGUGAAGUUUGAGGUCCACCUUGAUGUUUCCAGAAAGGAGCUCAAUCUUUCCAACAUCCCCCCUUCCAUGCCAGAGGACAGAAUGAAGGACCGACUGGAGAUGAGUUUCUCCAGGCCCAGCAGGGGAGGAGGAGAAGUGGAGGGAGUGGAGUACGAUAAGAGGACUGGGACAGGACGCGUCACCUUUCUCCACCCUGGAGUUGCUGAGAGCCUGGCCCUGAGAGGGAGAUACCGUGUGGAUCUGGACUCUGAAGUAUACGUGCAGGUUGGACCCAUUUACAAACACCAGCUGCGCAAGUUUCAGACCUUCUGUGGCUCUCCGAAGAGAACCAUCCUCCUGGAUCACAUCAAGGACAUCAAGGACAUCAUGGAUGACGAGGACCUUCAGGACCAUCUGGAGAUCCACUUCCAGAAGCCCAGUAACUGUGGAGGUGAGAUAGAGAGCAUCAAGUACACCUCUGGGGGAACGGCUCUGCAGGCCUUUUUCUGUGAGGACAUGGAGGAGAGAGAUGACUGAGUUUAAUCAGCAGAAGCCAAACCUCCAACGUGUAAGAACGGACCUCCUAUGAUUGUUAGAAUCAGAAAGUCAGAUCUGUUGUAUGUUUCUGAUGAUGUCAGUGAAGCCUGUAUAUUCCUUUCCCAAAUUGAAGGGAGGCAUUUUGGAAAAUUAAUUUAUGUGAUAUUUCAUAUCACAUGAUGAGGGCUGUCUAGGUGGUGUUAAGUAGCAAAACAAUGGCCCAUAACAUGUAGCACACAGUUGCAGGUUUGUAGAGUGUCCUGACACAUAAAUAAAGAAUAAUUAGUAAUGUCACACCCUGAUUGUAUGUAGAUGUUUGGUUACACACACCACAAAAUGUCAAUGAUCUGAAAUCACAUAUAUCGUUCAGAUAUGGUGUGGUGGGUUACUUAAUAUUACCCAGUAUUUUUCAUGUUGGUUUUCUUCCCCCCAGUGUGUGCAGGAGAACAAGGUUUGAUUUGGAACGGCUUUUUGACAGUUAAUUUAGUUUGGGCAGACAGAGCCUACAAAUACAUCUAAUGAAUAUUAUAAUGGACAUGCACAUGAAGAUAUACACAUGUAUCAGGUGAAAGGACUGGUGGCUGUUUUUAUCUAUUUUUAUGUAAGGGAUCAUUAAACAGUGAGGGCUACUCUUUACCUGCAUAAUGCAUAAAACCUGUUAAAGCUGCAUUCAAACUGACUUCAGCACUGUGUGAAAAAAUACAGGCCCUGCACUGUUUUAACACAGCUGUUUUAUCACAGGGCUGUUUUAACACGGGACUGGUUUAUUGCAAGGCUGUUUUAACAUUGGGCUGUUUUAACACAGGGCUGUUUUCAGUCUGAAUCCCUGCUAACAAUUUUCUGUUCAGUUUCAAGUUGUGUUUGAAUUGCUGCUCUGAUUUUCUCUUCUACAUUGUGCUUAUUAAAAGAUGUGAAUCAGU
Molecule: messenger RNA, 2214 nt
Organism: Toxotes jaculatrix (banded archerfish)
Lineage: Eukaryota; Metazoa; Chordata; Actinopteri; Toxotidae
Gene: nmi
Product: N-myc (and STAT) interactor
Exons: 10
Coding region: 140-1294 (384 amino acids)
Cellular component (GO): cytoplasm
Source: RefSeq, a predicted model, not a curated record